Monoraphidium neglectum is the source of this 2220-nucleotide messenger RNA. Its product is annotated as glutamate synthase (ferredoxin). NCBI's taxonomy places the organism in Eukaryota, Viridiplantae, Chlorophyta, Chlorophyceae, Sphaeropleales, Selenastraceae. Gene Ontology annotation, biological process: ammonia assimilation cycle. The coding region runs from base 1 to 2220 and encodes 739 amino acids. The record is from RefSeq and is a predicted model, not a curated record. The transcript has 13 exons. Gene Ontology annotation, molecular function: glutamate synthase (NADH) activity.
AUGGGGCGUCAGGGGGAGGGUGCGCGGCGCGUGGGGCCCCAUGCGGGCGGCCGGCAGGGGGGCCUUCAGGAGGGCUGGGACGGCCCCGCCCUGCUGGUCUUCAGCGACGGCAAGAAGAUCGGCGCCCGCCUCGACCGCAACGGCCUGCGCCCCGCGCGCUUCUGGCGCACCGCCGACGACACGAUCUACGUGGCGUCCGAGGUUGGUGUCCUCGGGGACGUGCUCACCAACGCAGGCAACAUCGUGGCCAAGGGGCGGCUGGGGCCCGGCCAGAUGGUGUGCGCUGACCUGGAGGCCGGGUCGUUCUCGGAGAACGCUGACAUCAGCAGGGACGUGGCGACGCGGCGGCCGUACAAGCAGUGGGUCGCCGCGAGCGUGCGGCGGCUGGAGCAGCUGUGCGCGGGCAAGUACCCCGGGGAGCCGGCUAUGGAGGGCGCCAAGAUGCUGCGGCUGCAGGCCGCCAUUGGCAUGGGUGCUGAGGACGCCCAGAUGGUGGUGGAGUCCAUGGCCCAGAGCGGCGUGGAGCCCACCUACUGCAUGGGCGACGACAUCCCCCUGGCCGUGCUGUCCGACAAGCCCCACAUGCUGGCGGACUACUUCAAGCAGCGCUUCGCGCAGGUGACCAACCCCCCGAUCGACCCGCUGCGUGAGGGGCUGGUGAUGAGCCUGGAGAUGCGCCUUGGGGCGCGCGGCAACCUGCUGCAGCCGGGCGAGAGCACGUACACCCAGGUGCUGCUGAAGAGCCCCAUCCUGCUGGAGAGCCAGCUGGAGGCAAUCCAGUCCGACAAGCUCCUGGCCACCAAGACCUUCGGCCUGUCCUUCGCCGUCGGCCAGAUCGGCGCCAUGGAGCACGCCCUGCAGAAGCUCUGCCACGAUGUGGAGGCCGCCGUCCGCGCCGGCUGCCAGUGCGUCGUGCUGUCCGACCGCGCCGCCGGCGGCGCGGCCGCGGCGCUGGAGGCGACCAAGGCGCCGAUCCCGUCGCUGCUGGCGACGGGGGCGGUGCACCACCACCUCAUCCGCGCGGGGCUGCGCAGCGACACCUCGGUCGUUGUGGACACGGCGCAGUGGCGCACCUCGAGCCGCACCCAGUCGCUCAUCAAGACCGGCAAGGUGCCGGACGUGAGCGUCGAGGCGGCGCAGGCCAACCUGAAGAAGUCCCUGGAGAAGGGCAUCCUGAAGAUCAUGUCCAAGAUGGGCAUCUCCCUGCUGUCCUGCUACCACGGGGCCCAGAUCUUCGAGGCUUAUGGCCUGGGGCGCUCCAUCGUGGACGUGGCGUUCACGGGGUCGGUCAGCCGUAUUGGGGGGCUGGACAUGGGGGACCUGCAGCGCGAGGUGGAGAGCGCCUGGGUCAAGGGCUUCCCCCAGCAGGCGAUGACCAAGCUGGAUGACUACGGCUUCAUCCAGUCGCGCAACAAGGGCGAGUACCACGCCAACAACCAGGCAAUGGCCAAGCUGCUGCACAAGUCCAUCGGCCUGAGCAGCGGCUCCGCCGCGGACCCCUCCAGCUACGACGCCUACCAGCAGCACUUCAAGGAGGCGCCCGUGCACGUGCUGCGCGACUGCCUCGAGCUGGUGCCUGAGCAGGGCAAGAGGCCCAUCAGCCUGGACGAGGUGGAGCCGGCCGCGUCCAUCAUGGCGCGCUUCUGCACCGGCGGCAUGUCCCUGGGCGCCAUCAGCAGGGAGACCCACGAGACCAUCGCCAUCGCCAUGAACCGCAUCGGGGGCAAGUCCAACAGCGGCGAGGGUGGUGAGGACCCCAUCCGCUGGACCACCCUGGAGGACGCCACUGAGGACGGCAAGAGCGCCACAUUCCCCUACCUGCGCGGCCUGGAGAAUGGUGAUACCGCCACCAGCAAGAUCAAGCAGGUGGCGUCUGGGCGCUUUGGCGUGACCCCUGAGUUCCUGGUCAACGCUGACCAGCUGGAGAUCAAGGUCGCACAGGGCGCCAAGCCUGGCGAGGGCGGGCAGCUGCCCGGCAAGAAGGUGUCCCCCUACAUCGCCACCCUGCGCCGCUCCAAGCCCGGCGUGCCGCUGAUCAGCCCGCCCCCGCACCACGACAUCUACUCCAUCGAGGACCUGGCGCAGCUGAUCUACGACCUCCACCAGAUCAACCCGCAGGCCAAGGUACGAGGGUCGGGACGUCCGAGGUUGGAGGGCCGGGAGGAAGCUGCCGCUUGUCGUCCUCACCGAUUGUCAGGCGGCUGUGCGCGAGGGCCUUGA